Molecule: messenger RNA, 1527 nt
Organism: Hypoxylon trugodes
Lineage: Eukaryota; Fungi; Ascomycota; Sordariomycetes; Xylariales; Hypoxylaceae
Exons: 1
Coding region: 468-1103 (211 amino acids)
Biological process (GO): ATP biosynthetic process; AMP biosynthetic process
Molecular function (GO): bis(5'-nucleosyl)-tetraphosphatase (asymmetrical) activity
Source: RefSeq, a predicted model, not a curated record
UAGGGUUGCACGAUGCCGUUUUAGGCCAGAUGUGCUGUACGACAGAAUCCGCCGUUUGAAGUUUUCAUUUAAUUACAAUGCGGUUCGCCCAAUGCUCUAAAAUGCUCGAGGUAGGCUACUCACGAAACUUCUAGCAUUCAAAGUCUACCUCCUUAGAGGUAGGUAGGCACUUUACUACGGCUUAUUAGAGCGUUUACCUCACCACUCGGUUUUUUGGACGAUCUUCUUGGCCGGUGCGCUCGCUGUACCCUGGCUAGUAAGCUGUGACUACUCAGAUUUCUCUGUUCCUUCUGAAGGGGAUUCGCCGAUUUAUCCCGUUCAGCUUGAAACGAACCAUUGGAGACAGGGGCAAAGCGUGGUGGUUCCUACGACCCGUUCACAGGCUCAGAGUCUACUAGACAAGAUCUCUCUCUCAACCCUAAGAAGUCACUACCUAACAUUAUCGAAUUCCUGGAGGACUGUAUAUAAUGGCAGCAUACGAUACUUGGACAAGCACGCUCUAUCCCUCGGAGAAGUUUGUUGAGGCGUGCGGAGCUGUUGUGUUUGACACUUCUGAAAGGCCAAAACGAAUUCUACUAUUGUACCACGCCGCGGACGACGAAUGGCUGUUGCCGAAAGGGAGACGCAAUUGCAACGAAUCUCGAAAAGAAGCGGCCAUACGAGAAAUUCGUGAAGAGUCGGGGUACGACAUUAAGAUUUGUCCGAUGACUAUGGCUACCCGAGCUCCGGCUGAGGUGGAAUUGGCUGGUGUGAAGGAUGUGCCACGGAUCUACGAUAGCUUGACUGAACCGUUCAUCCUAGAUGUUCGAGACCUAAGCAAAGGCAACGAAGUAAAGUUGGUGUGGUGGUUCAUUGCAGAACUAGACGGAUAUGCAGGGGAGGGAGAAGUACAGUUCAAGCCCCAGUUCUUCCCGUGUGACAAGGCCGUCGAGAGAUUGACGUUCCAGAAGGAUCGCGAGGUGCUAUUGAAAGCACUGGAGCUCAUUGCGCACGCAACCGAGAAGCGCAUAAGACCUGCAGAGAGCGGCGUUGAAUUGGCCCAUGGGGGUAAAGAUGAGCUUCUGGUUUCACCGUCUGAUACUACUCUAGAGCCUACCGUCUAGCCAAGGUGUGAAAAUGACAUAUCACUUAAUAAAAUAUUCUUUUAAUUAUGCCUCUCAUUCCGAUCAGACGCCGGACUAGAAGAUCAGAGACUAGCCCUUGGCUCGUGCCAAUAUAUCAAGCCUUUUCUCGGUAAAAAACUUACCCGUGUUCGGAGGGUUCUCCGGCAACUACCCAUGCCGUAGGAUAUUCAGGAACCUUUAGUUCAGCUAUCCACUUCCCGGUACAUGAAAAGAAAGCCUUAUUUAAGUCGUGUAACAGCCACAUUUUUCAAAUAAGGAAAUGAUAGAUUUGUAUCGCGCGGCAAGAGUUCCCAUUGGCAAGAUAUAAGCAAGACAUGAACACAGCAUACCGAGCUGUAAAGUAAAAGGACAGCCACUAUUUAGAGCCACCAAACGCCUCUUCUUCCGCCUCCGCACCGGUCUA